AUGUCUGAAGAAUCCAUCAAGUCCUACUUUGACAAAGUCGACUCUCUUAAGUCCAGUUUUAUCUCUCGACUUGCUGAUGCCGUCGCCAUUCCCUCAAUUUCCGCUGAACCCGAGCGUCGUCCAGAUGUCAGACGUAUGGGCCUUUGGCUUGAAUCUCAACUCAAGGAACUCGGUGCCACCGACAUUGUUCUCAAAGAUCUUGGAAUUCAGCACGAUACUGCAGAUCUCCCUCUUCCUCCCAUUGUGCUUGCACGCUACGGAACUGACCCUGACAAGAAGAAUAUCCUAAUUUACGGUCACUACGAUGUCCAGCCUGCCCAGCUUGAAGAUGGUUGGAAUACCGACCCUUUCACUCUUAUCGAAAAGGAUGAUGUUUUUUAUGGCCGUGGUGCCACUGAUGAUAAGGGCCCUGUCGUGGCAUGGCUUAAUAUGCUCCAGGCACACAAAGAGCUCGGCCUUGAAAUUCCUGUCAACUUGGUUUUCUGUUUUGAGGGUAUGGAAGAAUCCGGCUCUCUUGGUCUUGAAGAGCUCAUCAUUGCUGAAAAAGACGAAUACUUUAAGGGUGUCGAUGCUGUUUGCAUUUCUGACAAUUACUGGCUGGGAACGAAGCACCCUGUUUUGACCUAUGGUGUUCGUGGCUGCAACUACUACUCAAUCACUAUUGAAGGCCCCGCUGCCGACCUGCACUCUGGUCUUUUUGGUGGUGUUGUCCAUGAGCCCAUGAUUGACCUCUCCCACAUUUUUUCUAAACUAGUGACCCCUAAAGGUGAAAUCCUGAUUCCAGGAAUCCAGGAAAUGGUUGCACCUCUUACUACUGCUGAAGACAAGCUAUAUGACGCAAUCAACUUUGAUCUUGAGGGCUUCGAGGGAAACAUUGGCUCUAAGACUGUUAUCCAAGACAAUGUCAAGGAUGCUCUGCAAGCGCGUUGGCGCAACCCCUCUCUCUCGAUCCACGGUGUCGAGGGUGCUUUCUAUGGCGCUGGCGCAAAGACUGUUAUUCCUGCCAAGGUUAUUGGCAAGUUCUCCAUCCGUACUGUGCCCGACAUUGAGUCGGCUAAACUGGAUCAAAUUGUCAUUAAAUAUGUCGAAGACAUUUUUGCUACCCUGGGAUCUAAGAACAAACUUAAAGCUGAGUUAAUCCAUGACGGUAUGUACUGGGUUACUGACCCCCACAACUGGUCUUUCCGUGCCGCUGCGAAGGCCACUAAGGCCGUGUGGAACGUUGAGCCCGAUUACACUCGUGAAGGUGGUUCUAUUCCCAUUACUCUUUCCUUCCAAGAUGUUCUUAAGACCAGCGUUAUUCUGUUGCCUAUUGGCCGUGGUGAUGAUGGUGCCCAUUCAACUAACGAAAAGCUUGAUCUCGUCAACUACAUUCAGGGCACAAAGACCCUUGGUGCAUACCUCCACUACUUGAGCCAGGAAGAGAAGGAUGCUUAA
Molecule: messenger RNA, 1437 nt
Organism: Magnusiomyces paraingens
Lineage: Eukaryota; Fungi; Ascomycota; Dipodascomycetes; Dipodascales; Dipodascaceae
Exons: 4
Coding region: 1-1437 (478 amino acids)
Biological process (GO): proteolysis
Molecular function (GO): metallodipeptidase activity
Source: RefSeq, a predicted model, not a curated record